Molecule: messenger RNA, 513 nt
Organism: Quercus robur (English oak)
Lineage: Eukaryota; Viridiplantae; Streptophyta; Magnoliopsida; Fagales; Fagaceae
Product: 40S ribosomal protein S28-1-like
Exons: 2
Coding region: 84-281 (65 amino acids)
Biological process (GO): maturation of SSU-rRNA; translation; ribosomal small subunit assembly
Cellular component (GO): ribosome; cytosolic small ribosomal subunit
Molecular function (GO): structural constituent of ribosome
Source: RefSeq, a predicted model, not a curated record
AUUAUUUGCUUUUAAUUUCUCUUAAACAAGGAGCAUUUUUUUUUUAACCAGCGUGAGUGAUUUCUUGGUAAUCAGCUGUGCAAAUGAACACUGACGUGAAGCAUGCGAUUGUGACGAAAGUUGUUGGUAGGACAGGAUCAAGAGGGCAAGUUACUCAGGUGAGAGUGAGGUUUACGGAUGAUGCAAACCGCCAAAUUAUGAGGAAUGUCAAGGGACCUGUUAGAGAAGGUGAUAUCCUUACUCUUCUUGAGUCAGAAAGGGAAGCAAGAAGGUUGCGUUGAUGGUUUUUUUUUUUUUUUUUUAUUUAUCUAUGGUUCAAAUUCAGAUAUAUGACUGAGUUUUAGUAUCUAUGAACAUUUUGUGAGAAUGGAUACUUUGUUUGGGAUGCUAUGGCAGAUUUUAUUUUAGAAUAAAUGCUAUGUAGUUGGUUUAAAGUUUAAACAAGCAUGUUUUGAUUUUUGCUGUAGUAAACCAGUUAUAUCUGGAUUUUGAUUAUAUAUUUAUGCUGCUUUA